AUGUCCACGACGCACCUGAGCUCCCCGGCGCCCAACCGGAGCAACCCCUCCACCGCCGGCUAUGAGGGGACCGACGCCUCGGAGGUGGACAGGCAAAUCCGACUGCUGCUUUUCGGCUUGUGCGUAACCAUCGCCGCCGCCACCUUCACCGGAGGCGCGUACUCGCUGCUGUCUCUCCUGCGGAUGCGGAGGAAAACGUCCCUGUGUCUCAUCGUGGCUUCCAUGUCUGUGGACGACCUGCUCAGCGUGGUUCCCCUCUCCCUGUUCAUCCUCCUCCAGUGGGAGACGGAUGGAAGUAGAGGGUCGAGCAGCCUGUGCACUUUGUCCGGACUUCUGUACGUGUUCCAGGGUGUUUCCAGCAAUAUGAAGGCUUGCCUUAUAGCAGCCUACACUUUUUAUGUCACCAAGAGGUUCGGGGUGCUCCAGUCUGUGCGCCGGCCUGUGAGAGUGAUGUGGGCUAUCGCCGGCGUCUGGGCUGUCAGCCUGGCCGUCAGUGUGCUGCCUCUGUGCGGAUGGGGCAGCUUUACGCCGGCUUAUCUUGGUUGCUUCCCUGAGAGCGACAGUUUUUACAUCCUGUUCCUCUUCUCUUUAUAUUCCCUGUGUUUCUGCGGCUUGUUGUUCUUCUUCAUCCCCCUCACCUACCAGCUGCUGUGCUCCAGAGAGUCCCAGAGGACUUUGCUGUACCCGAGCUAUUUGGAGAUGUCGAGGGGACUGAGUGGUUCUGUCCCCCUCUGUGACCUCCAGUCUUUCUCCCGGGAGAGCCUUGACAAAAGUUUCGGUGCCUACAAAGAGCUGAGCCCCAGUUCGUGCGUAACAGAGCUCAGGGAGAGGGAGGACAGCCUCAUGUCCCCGGUGUCCCUAAACGGACAGAGGACACCAGCUGUCGGGGACACACCGGUGGUGUUCGCGCAAAAGCGCUUCUCCAUGAUCCUGGCGGUGGUCCGAGUUGUUUUGUGGAUGCCAAUGAUGACCUUGGUCCUGGUGCGCCACUCGCUGAAUGCACACAGCUCUUCCCUGGAGACUCUGAGCUUCUUUCUCACUCUGCUCGCCCCUGCGGUCACUCCGUUAUUCAUGCUGUCUGAGCGCUGGAUCCACAUGCCAUGCGGUUGCUUCAUUAACUGCCAGCGAGAGCCAACGCAGGAGGCCUCAGUGAUGAAAAGAAGAUUUGAGUUCAAUCUUUCCCUGCAGCAAGGCUACGGCGUGUACAAGUUGUCCCAUGCCACCAUGUCUCCUACCAGUCUUCCCAUUGAGACACCUGCCUAUCACAGCCUCUUCAACUGUGACUUCCCCAAUGCCCGCCUCGAUGCACUCGAAUGUGGCGGGCUCUCCAGCCUGGCGCCUGACUUUGAUUUCAGCACCACAUGCCGGGUGGACAGCUCCUCUAACACAGACCUUCUGUUGGAGGCAGUAGCCGGAGGUGGGGAGGCGCUGGCUGAUUGUCCUCCACUUCCCUACCAGAGCCACGGGGAGGACGAGGACUUCCGCUGCGUCCCUCUGGUGCCCUCUCAUCACCGGGAGCAGGAGCGCAACCUCACUGACACGUCGUCCGUGUUCGAGGGGACGGAGAGGAGGCUGUCGCACGAGGGGUGUCGCAAAAUCGAGCUGACAGACUGGGAGUGGUGCAGGAGUAAAUCAGAGAGAACGCCCAGACAGCGGUCAACGGGUGGUCUGUCAGUGCCCUUGUGCGCCUUCCAGGGCACCGUCUCUCUGCAAUCAUCGACAGGAAAGACCCUCUCUCUCUCCACCUAUGAGGUCAGCAGUGAUGGACUCAGGAUAUCCCCAAACAAUGCCAAGAAGGUGGAAGUGUAUCGCUCCAAAUCGGUUGGCCACGAGCCCAGUGCAGAUGACCCAGCCGCAGGAGGCCAGACCAGGGACAUGAACGUCGGCAACGUGGAGAUGGGCAUGGAGAUAGGAAUGGGGAUGGGGAUCGGGGCAGUGGUGGGGGACACAAAUGUCAAGAUCCACCUCGAGGUCCUGGAGAUCUGUGACAACGAGGAGGCCAUGGACAGCGUCUCCAUCAUCUCCAACAUCAGCCAGUCCUCCACGCACGCUCGCUCGCCCUCGUUGCGCUACUCGCGACGGGAGAACCGCUUCGUCUCCUGCGACCUGGGCGAGACGGCUUCCUACUCGCUGCUCAUCCCCAACAGCGGCAACCCCGAGACAGACACCAUCAACAUCACUAUACCUGACACUGUAGAGGCGCAUCGCCAGAACAGUCGGCGACAGACACAGGAGAGCUCUGGUUACACAGAGGAGAUUCAGCUGCUCAACGAGGCCUACAGAAAGCAAUCUGGGGAGGAGGGAGAGUGACACACUCUCAGGAUGACAAGAGGGUGGCUCUCAGGAGGAGGUUGAAAGAGAAACACUGCCACCAAAGAUGAGAGACAUAUUUCCUAAUCAUUCCACGUUUACUUCCUUCUGAUCGCUCGAUCCAAACUGACAGACGACCAAAAUAGUGACUUAGAUAAACACUGAUGUAAUCGUCUUCUCUUGGACUUCCUCUUGAGAUAGCAGCACGAGAGCACGUGCAUCACCUGUGUGUGGAGUGCAUAGAGAUAGAUUAGCUUGUGAAAGAGCAGAUAGUGGUGAAUCGGUGGGAGCGGGAGAGAAAGAGAUAGAUCCGGAGGAAGCGGCGGGCAGGAGAGAGAAACAGUUUUCCAGCAGAACAUCUGUAUUCAUGCCCAGACCUUCACCGUGUGGCCGCCUGUCGUCAUAAAACCGAUACAUUAACAGAGAAACUCCCUUAGACGUGGAAGAGGAGGGGCCGCGGUGUGGUCACAUGUCUGAUUUGAAGCAGCUUCUGCAGACUAAAUCACCGGUGACUCAGCUGUGAGGGGAGGGUCACCUGACCCAUGAGUCUGACUCAUUGCAGUGUGUGUUGUUGUGCAUUUUGAGUGUGGGAUGUAGCCUUACCCAUAGGGAUGAGGGUUAACUCAUGACAGUAAUGGUUUGUGAUGUCAGCCACCAAACGUAUUCCAUGGUUCCUCUUAUAAGAAUGUGUUUAAUUCUGUGUAUUUCUUUAACUUAUUGCGUGUUUAACUUAAGUGCACCCUGCUCCUAUACGUCCAUCAUGUGUAACACAGUUAAUGCUGCUACUAUCAAAGUCAAGAGACCACUAUCCGUGCUGAAAGUCUGAAAUAGGAGGAGAGGAAAAAGGAGAGGAGAGGAGUCAAGCUUUUAAAGGAGAGUACAAGUGAUCAUUGGAGAAGGGGUUGAGGGGAUACUUAUGCAGAGCUGUUUUCUGCCUCAUGCACAUUCGGUGCAAUUUACAUAAGUGACAGUGUGCACAGUUUUACUACGGUAGGCAGCAUAUGAAUGUACAUCCCCGGACCACUUUGCGGGGAAUCGUCUCUCUGCCAGCUCAGUUCACUGCGCAUCCAAUCAGUGAGCCAAAGAGGCCUCUCACUUUCGGUAUUUAAAUUCAGGAAUGGAACUAUUCAAGCAUCCUGGUAAACAGAAGCAUACAAAUCUUUACUCUCUUUCACUGACAAUAUCAGUAUCAUAACUUAUAUCUACAUUUAUAUGCACAUGUGUGUGUACAAACAGCAGUAAC
Molecule: messenger RNA, 3553 nt
Organism: Platichthys flesus (European flounder)
Lineage: Eukaryota; Metazoa; Chordata; Actinopteri; Pleuronectiformes; Pleuronectidae
Product: probable G-protein coupled receptor 149
Exons: 5
Coding region: 1-2310 (769 amino acids)
Biological process (GO): neuropeptide signaling pathway
Cellular component (GO): membrane; neuron projection
Molecular function (GO): G protein-coupled receptor activity; neuropeptide binding
Source: RefSeq, a predicted model, not a curated record